This is a messenger RNA of Centruroides sculpturatus (bark scorpion), 1322 nucleotides long. RefSeq names its product 3 beta-hydroxysteroid dehydrogenase/Delta 5-->4-isomerase type 3-like. The record is from RefSeq and is a predicted model, not a curated record. Gene Ontology annotation, biological process: steroid biosynthetic process. Gene Ontology annotation, molecular function: 3-beta-hydroxy-Delta5-steroid dehydrogenase (NAD+) activity. Bases 158 to 1243 code for a protein of 361 amino acids. NCBI's taxonomy places the organism in Eukaryota, Metazoa, Arthropoda, Arachnida, Scorpiones, Buthidae. The transcript is spliced from 5 exons.
AAUAUAAUUGGUGGAGUAAAACACACAUUGUCAAUCACGUGCAGUGACGAGGGAAAUAAAUGUAGGUUAACAACGACCAUUAUAACUAACAGGUUGCAACUUAACGAGUGCAGUAGACAAGUAGAACUCGACAGAGUAUCUUACACAACCUAAACAGAUGUCUUCCGUAAAUAAAGAUAUCGUACUGGUGACCGGUUCGAGUGGAUUCUUGGGUCAGCAUAUUGUCAAAUUAUUACAAGAAAAAGACGAUGAAGUCGAAGAGAUUAGACUGUUUGAUAGUCGCCCUUAUAAAAAUAAUUUAGGCCACGAAGAAAAGAAACCGAUGAAACAUAUAAUUGGAGAUCUUAGAAAUAUGCAAAAGUUAGAAGAGGCUUUGACUGGCGUCACCUGCGUCAUUCAUGCCGCGGCUGUUAUAGAUGUUUCGUUAUUUUCGGAUCGAGAAUUAUUGGAAUAUGUGAACGUUAAUGGAACAAAAAACGUCAUCGACGCUUGCAUCAAGAAAAAUGUACCAAAACUGAUUUUCACCAGCAGCGUAGAUGUUUGUAUAGGAGGGGAACACAUUUUUUAUGGCACCGAGAGCACAACUCCAAUCCCAAAAAAGUUCUUAAUGGGCCCUUAUGCAGAAACUAAAUGCCGGGCGGAACAAAUGAUUUUGGAUGCUAGUGGAACUCUGCUCAAUGAUGGCGAAACGAAACUUCGAACUCUUUCCUUACGACCUACUGUAAUCUACGGAGAAGAGGAUCGCUUUCUCGUCACUAGCAUUUUAAGGAUGGCUAAAGAAAAUAAUGGAAUAGUAAGAAGAAUCCAUAGCUUGGACGAACGAUUGCAGAUGACUUACGUUGGAAAUGCGGCUUGGGCACACAUAAAAGCCAAACAAACAAUUGGCAAAGACGAAUCAGUUUCUGGUGAGGCAUUCUUCGUCACGGAUGAUACACCAAUUAUCGAUAUAUACGAAAACAUCCGUCCCUUCGUCGAAGAGCGAGGAUUUAAAUUAAGUGAAUAUGUCAUUCCAUACUGGAUCGUCUUUCUCUUCUUAUUUUUCAUCGCUUCGAUAACAAGAUUGAUCAGCUUCGUUUUCGUCCCACCCUGGAGAAUACAAAAUCCCAGCACGCUCGAUUAUAUUUGCUCUACUUUCUUCUUUAAUCGAAGCAAAGCAAUUUUGAGAUUGGGAUAUCAGCCUAUUUACACACCGGAAGAAUCGCGCGAGAAAUCGAUAACAUUUUAUUCUAAAGUGCAGUUAUAAAUUUUUCUAAUUAUGUUAUGGGAUUUAACAAAAAUAAAAAAAUAAAUAGGCCUAUAUCUUAAUUAAAAUGAAAUAUAAU